Molecule: messenger RNA, 1183 nt
Organism: Misgurnus anguillicaudatus (oriental weatherfish)
Lineage: Eukaryota; Metazoa; Chordata; Actinopteri; Cypriniformes; Cobitidae
Source: RefSeq, a predicted model, not a curated record
UGGUGUUCCCCAAGGCUCGGUGCUUGGCCCCAUUCUGUUUAUUCUAUAUAUGCUUCCCCUCGGACGCGUCAUCAGCCGACAUGGAAUUUCAUAUCACUGCUAUGCUGAUGACACGCAACUCUACUUCAAGACAAAUUCAAAUUCCACUGCUACUAUGCCAUCUUCCACUUUGAACACAUGCCUGGAGGAGAUAAAGGCGUGGAUGAAGCAGAACUUCCUGCAGCUAAACAGAUCUAAGACUGAAGCUAUUCUUAUAGGCACUCCUCAUCAGGUUCGGUCAUCACUCAUUACCAGCAUUACUUUUUCAAACCAGGAUAUCCCACUUUCAACAUCAGUUUCCAACCUAGGUGUUACUAUGGACUCUUGUCUGACCUUUGAAGCUCAUGUCAACAAUCUAAGUAGGUCCUCCUAUUUCCACCUCAGAAAUAUUGCCAAACUUCGCCCUACACUCACUCUUGCAGAUGCUGAAAAGCUUGUCCACGCCUUCGUCUCCUCCAGGCUGGACUACUGCAAUGCGCUCGUCAUCGGGAUCCCUGCUAAGAGUUGUCAGAAAUUGCAGUACGUUCAAAACAGCGCUGCUAGGAUCCUGAUGAGGGUGCGAAAAUAUGAUCAUAUUACCCCCAUACUUAAAACACUUCACUGGCUUCCUGUCUCAUCUAGGAUUGAGUACAAGGUCACUCUCCUCACCUACAAGUGCAUUUAUGGUGACGCACCACCCUACCUUAAGGAACUUCUUACUUCACAAAACACUACACGCUCCCUCCGUUCUGUUUCAGAGGGUCUCCUUAAACCUCCAAGGACCAAGCUUCGUACUAUGGGAGAUUGGGCUUUCUGCUCAGCUGCACCUAGACUAUGGAAUGCUCUCCCUGACCAUUUGAGGAUACCACAGACUGUGAAUGCUUUCAAAAGCGGCCUAAAAACCUACCUUUUUAAAAGGGCCUUUGACUAACACUGUAUUGUGCAUAUAUGUGUAUAUAUGUGCAUUAGUUUUAAUUCUACUAUAUACUUUUUAAAAGUGGCCUAAAAACCUACCUUUUUUAAAAGGGCCUUUGAUUAACAUUAUAUUGUGCAUAUAUGUGUAUAUAUGUGCUUUUGCUUAAUUUUAUUAUAUACUUUUUAAUUUUUCUUUGUCGAUUUGUUUUAAAACUGUAGCACUUUGAGAAGUUUGACUAAACAUGUAAAG